AUGGUUCACAUAAAGAGAGGCGAGCUGACCCCGGAGGAGAAGGCGCUGCUGGAAGUCAUCGGGAAAGGUACUGUUCAAGAAGCUGGGACAUUAUUAGCCAGUAAGAAUGUUCGUGUCAACUGUUUGGAUGAGAAUGGAAUGACUCCUUUAAUGCAUGCUGCAUAUAAAGGAAAACUUGACAUGUGCAAAUUACUUUUGCGACAUGGAGCUGAUGUAAAUUGUCAUCAACAUGAACACGGAUACACAGCCCUCAUGUUUGCUGCACUUUCUGGUAAUAAAGACAUCACAUGGGCAAUCUUGGAAGCUGGUGCCGAGACAGAUGUUGUCAACUCGGUAGGAAGGACAGCAGCUCAGAUGGCAGCCUUUGUGGGUCAACAUGAUUGUGUAACUGUAAUCAACAAUUUCUUUCCUCGAGAGAGACUGGAUUAUUACACUAAACCCCAGGGACUGGAUAAAGAGCCGAAGCUGCCCCCAAAGUUGGCAGGCCCACUUCACAAAGUUAUCACUACAACAAAUCUUCAUCCUGUCAAGAUCGUGAUGCUUAUAAAUGAGAAUCCUCUGCUGGCAGAAGAAGCAGCCCUGAACAAGUGCUACAAGGUGAUGGAUUUGAUUUGUGAGAAAUGUAUGAAGCAAAGUGACAUGAACGAAGUAUUGGCUAUGAAAAUGCAUUACAUCAGCUGCAUCUUUCAGAAAUGUAUUAACUUCUUAAAAGAUGGAGAGAAUAAAUUGGAUACUCUGAUCAAAAGCUUAUUAAAAGGCCGACCUUCGGAUGGCUUUCCGAUAUAUCAAGAAAAGAUCAUUAGAGAAAGUAUCAGAAAAUUUCCUUACUGUGAAGCCACACUCCUCCAGCAGCUGGUGCGAAGCAUCGCUCCCGUUGAAAUUGGUUCUGAUCCCACUGCAUUCUCUGUACUUACGCAAGCCAUCACCGGUCAGGUGGGUUUUGUGGAUGUUGAAUUUUGUACCACCUGUGGAGAAAAGGGAGCGAGUAAAAGAUGCUCAGUUUGCAAAAUGGUAAUAUACUGUGACCAAAACUGCCAGAAAACACACUGGUUUGCACAUAAGAAAAUCUGUAAGGAUCUCAAGGACAUUUAUGAGAAACAGCAAUUGGAGGCUGCCAAAGAAAAGAAUGACGAGGAGAACACAGAUGGCAAACUCGAUGUCGAUUCGAAUGGUGUUAAUGAUGAGCAGCCAGAGGCGGCGGGACCAGCGGUGCCCCAGGAGGACAGUGAUGAUGCUAAGGGCUCUGAGGAAGGAGAGAAGGCCUCUCUGCAGUGUGACGCCGGCCUGGAGUGCUCUCAGGAGGCCACUGCGGGUCCGCUGGCAUCGGAGGAGUAG
Pipistrellus nathusii (Nathusius's pipistrelle) is the source of this 1335-nucleotide messenger RNA. NCBI's taxonomy places the organism in Eukaryota, Metazoa, Chordata, Mammalia, Chiroptera, Vespertilionidae. The record is from the annotation of a GenBank genome assembly.